AUGACAACCACACACAGUUCAUUACGUGAUGAGCGCAAGUCAGCACCAAAGUGCCCGAGGAAACGGGAAAACAAUGAUCAAGAAAACACCUCUACAAGCAUUUCCCUACCUAGAAUCACAGCCCCGAACAUCGAGGAUACCAUUCCAAAUGUCGAUAGUCAACUUACACAUUUCGAAGGGCACCACGAGCAUGUUGCCGCCACACGCGCGACCAAUGUUUCCGAGACUCAGCCGCCAAGUCUUGAGAGCGAUGCGUUUGGCAUGACUGGCGACACCAUCAAUGGUAUCAAUGUUAGUGAGCAGGGUCAUUUAUCGAUGUUUCAACACCCUGCAUAUACGCCGGACUUCCUCGGAAACACGGAAAGUGUGUUGGGCUGGCCGGAUUUAUUCAGUGUGGGCUACUCUCUUUCGGAUCUACUCUCUCCCGGCUUUGACAACACGAACAACAAUGCCCCAGAACCCCAGAAUGCUCGCUCGUCAAUUGUUCCUCCCUUAACAGCGCCACACUCAGAUCAUACGAGACCUUUAUGGCACAGCCAGGAUGCUGUCAGUAGGUCUAGUCGACAAGAUGUCUCAAAUAUGGGUCUUCCUUGCCUCGAGCCUCAGGGGCCUAUGACAUUGGAGUUGAGUCAAGAUGACACCCAGAUGCUUCUUAAGCAUAUCAAGGACCACUGUUUCCCACAACUGUGGUCAUCGCCGCUUGGGAAAGAAUCGCCACUGGAAACUCAUCUUACCGCAGCCGUUUUGACAUUUGCCAACAUGACAUACCUCGCACCUCGUCAGAUAUCGCAUGCCUCAUUCACGAACGUACUUGCCCUUCUUGCAAUAUCUUCAAAGCAUUUGGCAGCACAGAUACGUAACGAAGACUCGGACAGGAGCGAGCAUUGGAACCAAUAUGCUGAGAGCGCGUACCAAAAGGCAAAGCAACAUCUCGAUUAUUCAUUGAGCACCGAGGUCUCUCCAAAGUUAGCAAAGUAUAAAGAUCUUAUCAUGGCAGUCUCAACUAUAGUAUCGUUCUCGAUACUUUACGAUAGACAGCCUGAUGCCAGAAAGUAUCUCAUUGAUGCUGAAAGGCUUUUAUUGAUUCAAGGUCUACCCAAGCCACAUAUCUCCAGAAAGAUUAAACUUCUGCAUCACACAUACACUUGGAACAGGGUCGUCAGUGAAAGUACCUACGUGUUAAGGGAUUCCGAUAGUGCCAAUAUACCUGUGGCCACAGAACCAUAUGCUCCGCCAGAUGGUAAGGGCCCUGCUGAGAGAGGAACAGGGGGUAAUAACAUAAACCGCUCAGCGGAGACUGAUGACUCUUCAAGGGAAAGUGGGAGGGAGGUGAACCACGACAUUCAUCUCAAACAGGGCCGAGGCAUGUCAGAAUCGGCUUUCAUGAUGCUGUAUGGGGUAUCUGAAACUUGGUUAAGCCUUGUGUCUCAGACCACUCGACUUGCCAACCUGAUACAAGCAUUGAAUCAUGGCAGCAAAGAGAAAACGUUGACAUUGCAUGAGCAUAUCGAGAGACGCAAAGAGUCACUAGAACACAGGAUUUGUUCUUUUGCUUCGACAAAACCCACUACUGAUCUUCCCAUCGAUCUCGACCACCUAUCAAAUGCACCGUCACGAGAAAGCCAGCGCACCGCACGCUCUCAUUUAGUCCGAGCACUGAACUUCGCUCUUGUUAUUUUUUUCUACCGUCGAGUAUUCAACGUCCAUCCCCAUAUCCUCCAGGACUACAUUAACAACGUCAUGCAUGCCCUGCAGGAGUUUGAGCGGCGCUGCGACAGAGAAACGAGGGCCAGGGUCACCGUGGCCAGCGUUUAUGGCUGGCUGUGA
Messenger RNA from Fusarium odoratissimum NRRL 54006, 1827 nucleotides. RefSeq lists its product as uncharacterized. NCBI's taxonomy places the organism in Eukaryota, Fungi, Ascomycota, Sordariomycetes, Hypocreales, Nectriaceae. The transcript is spliced from 4 exons. The coding region runs from base 1 to 1827 and encodes 608 amino acids. The record is from RefSeq and is a predicted model, not a curated record.